Molecule: messenger RNA, 1559 nt
Organism: Parasteatoda tepidariorum (common house spider)
Lineage: Eukaryota; Metazoa; Arthropoda; Arachnida; Araneae; Theridiidae
Source: RefSeq, a predicted model, not a curated record
GCUUACAUAAAACAUUUAUUUAUUAAAAAACUUUUUAGAAUUUAUUAUUUUAAAAAUUUUUAUUACCUAUUAUUUAACAAAAAUAAAAUAUGCUUUGUUUAUGUAGUUUAAAAAGUUCUUUUCAAAUCUGAUGAACUGCCAGAAGUUAUAUAUGAAUUGACACAGUGUUCAUAUACAUUAAAUUCUAACACAGAAUAUUUUUUACUUCUAGUAUGGUGUCUGAUUUCUUCUAUCCCAAUACUGGUGGGGUAGAGAGUCAUAUUUACCAACUUGCUCAGUGUCUUAUUAAAAAAGGUCACAAAGUCAUUGUAAUUACUCAUGCCUAUGGAAAUCGUAAAGGAAUAAGAUAUUUAACCAAUGGAUUAAAAGUUUAUUAUAUGCCAGUAUGGGUGGUGUACAAUCAGUGCACACUACCAACAUUAUUUACCACCUUCCCUGUCAUCCGUUUCAUCCUUGUUAGAGAAAAAAUUUCUAUUGUACAUGGACAUUCAGCAUUUUCUGCAUUAGCACAUGAAGCAAUGCUUCACGCUAAGACAAUGGGACUAAAAGCAGUUUUUACAGAUCAUUCCCUAUUUGGGUUUGCAGAUGCCAGUGCCAUAAUCACAAACAAACUUCUCCAAAUGACUUUGAGUGUCUGUAAUCAUGUGAUAUGUGUGUCUCAUACUGGGAAAGAAAAUACUGCUCUUAGAGCAAAUGUUUGUCCAAAUACAAUAUCAGUUAUACCAAAUGCAGUGGAUACAACGAUCUUCAAGCCGGAUUUCUUGCCAAAGCUAAAGUCAAGAAUUGCAAUCGUUGUCAUCAGUAGACUUGUUUAUAGAAAAGGAAUAGAUCUACUUGCAGAAGUGAUUCCACAAAUUUGUUCCAGAUACCCCGAUGUAGAUUUUAUAGCUGGCGGGGAUGGUCCUAAGAGAGUUUUAGAAGAAGUUCGAGAACGUUGCCAACUGCAAGAAAGAGUGACUCUUCUUGGAGCCGUAAAGCAAACGCAAGUCCGAGAUGUAAAUAUGUUCUUCCGUUUAUCUCACAAAGGCUUUUAUUAUAGUUAUUUAUUUAAUGUUAUAAGUAGUUUAUGUGCAUUAAGACUUCAAGUUGUGAGCACUAGUGUUGGUGGUGUGCCUGAAGUUUUGCCCCCCGAACUUGUUUGGUUAACUGAACCAACCGUCAUUGGUUUGAUAAAAGGUUUGGAGCGAGCUAUGGAUGCUAGGAUAAACAAUAAAGUAGUCCCUAAAGAUGUUGCCUAUAAAAAACUGUCAAAAAUGUAUAAGUGGGAUGAUGUUGCUUUCAGGGUCGAAAAUGUUUACCAUCAAGUUACCAAUGAGCCAGUUGAUACCCUCUCUUGUCGGUUGAAGAAAUUUUGGCUUCAAGGAUAUGUAGCUGGAGCUUUCUUUAUGCUUCUACAAGCCAUAGAACAUUUAGUAUAUCUCUUCCUCUCAUGGUAUAUACCAGAAGAUGUAAGUAAACAACUCUUGGAUCCUCCACUUCUAAAAUUUUCAAAAAUGCUUUUAAUUUUCAAACUUACUUUUUCAUAUAACAUAUUAUAUUUUUAAAAAUUUAAUAAGUUA